AUGAACUACAAAGUUCUAACAUGUGGGUCAAAUGGCAACUAUCAACUAGGAACAGGCGAUAAUGAAGACCAUGACAAACUACAGGAGGUGGCACUUCCACCAGAGGCCAAGCUAUCUGGGGUAAGACAGUUUGCUUUCGGCGGAAACCACACUUUUAUUUUGCUUGAGGAUGGCCUGCUCUUUGCAACAGGAAAUAAUGAACAUGGCCAAUGUGGCAUACCUGGGCCUCAAACGCUUUUCAACUUCACCAAAGUAACAGGAUCCUGGAAACAUGUAUCUGCCGGGUGGGAGUUUUCUGUUCUUUGUUCGAUCGACAACAGAGUCUUCACGUGCGGUUACGGACCAAAAGGCGAAUUGGGACUUGGGCCUAAAAUAACGAGAGCAGAAACUUUACACGACUUGAAGAAAGAGUGGAAGGAUGUGGUAGCAAUGGAACUGUCCAUCAACCACACUAUUGUAAAAUUAGCGGAUGGCACAUUUUUCGGGUGGGGUGCAAGUAGGAAACACCAAAUGGGGGAGUUUCCUGGUGUCCCCAAUAAAAAAGGUGACUUAAAACCUCUUGCUCAGUUAUGGGAACCAACAAAGCUAAACUUAACUGCAGAAUCAGUAAAAUUGGGGCGAGAGAGAACGUUGUUACUAGGCGAGUCAUUGCGAGUCAUCGGAAAAGAUCCUUUAGAGAUUGAUGUGAGGGCAAACAAAGCCCGAGCGAUGUGGUCAUCAAUCCACUAUAGCCAUGAAGUGGAUGGAAGCUUGGUGGUGUCGUCUGUUGGAAACAAUUCUCAUGGACAGCUUUUUCAAUACGAUGUGCCAGAAAAGAUCGUUGAUUUUGAAGUAGGGAGUGAACAUGGAAUCCUUCUAACAGAAUCAGGGAAAGUCUACGCUUGGGGAUGGGGCGAGCACGGUAAUUGUGGGGAAAGGAAAGACGAUUCAGUCACUUUCAACUUCUUGAACCUAAUUUACAAUGGAACAUCAAAAGUCACCAAAAUGGCUUGUGGCUUGGCCACAACAUGGUUAGUUGUGGAAUAA
Molecule: messenger RNA, 1026 nt
Organism: Clavispora lusitaniae ATCC 42720
Lineage: Eukaryota; Fungi; Ascomycota; Pichiomycetes; Serinales; Metschnikowiaceae
Gene: ATS1
Product: Ats1p
Cellular component (GO): cytoplasm
Source: RefSeq, a predicted model, not a curated record